Molecule: messenger RNA, 588 nt
Organism: Cylindrotheca closterium
Lineage: Eukaryota; Bacillariophyta; Bacillariophyceae; Bacillariales; Bacillariaceae
Source: the annotation of a GenBank genome assembly
AUGACGAAGGAGUACUAUUUCUUUUGGCGCUCAGGCUCUUGCUUCUCGCAAUGGCACAGGAGCAAAUAUGAACUGAAUGGUUGUGAAUACAAUACAGCGGAACAAGGAAUGAUGCACGGAAAGGCUCGUCUCUUUGGAGAUGAAGAAAUUGGGAUGCAGAUCCUCGCCACGAGCGAUCCUCGAAAAAUCAAGCAACUCGGCCGCAAAGUCCGGGGAUUCAACGAAAAAGAAUGGAAGAAGAACAGAGAAACCAUUGUGUAUCAAAACAACAUGGCAAAGUUCACGCAGAACGAGUAUAUGAAGGAUGUUCUCCUGUCCACGAAGGGCGCCUUGCUGGUAGAGGCAAGUCCGCAUGACCGAAUUUGGGGUAUUGGUCUUCGUGAAGAGGACGCAAAGAAAAUAUCUCCCAUGAAAUGGAAAGGUCAGAAUCUUCUCGGUAAGAUUCUAACAAGGGUGCGGGAGGACAUUGCCGCGAUGGAAUGUUCGGAUGAAAUUGCGAAGGAACCAGAUAGCCCCAGCGUUGGAAUUGAUCAGGACCUGGAAGAGGAAUGCAAGAGUACCGUUUCAGCUGAAGCAAUUUUAGCUUAA